AUGGUCCAAAUCAAUAAUGCUGUCUCAUUUUUUCUUUUGGUGGUGGGGACCGUGGCCCAUCCAGGCGCUGAUAUUUUGCACGAGAUCCGAGAAAGAGAAUUGGCUCUUCAAGCCCCAAACAGGCGGACCGUUGAGGAUUGCAGAGUCGAAUUGGAGGCCAGUGGUUACUACAAAAGAGAGCUUCAUCGGCGCUUGAACAGAGUUAACAGUCUUCGAGCGGAGAAGGGAUCUACACCACUUGCUGCGCGAGACAUUGAUCCAUACUACGCGGUUGAAGACGUUGUCGGUCCUCGAUCCGAGGUGGAUAAGAGAGCAAGCUGUGUUCUUGAUCCCGAAGUUACGGAGGGGCCAUACUGGGUUGCCGGAGAGCUAAUCAGGCAAGAUGUUACCACUGGUAGCAAAGGCAUUAUAACUCAUCUUGACAUUAAUGUUAUUGAUGUCUCCACCUGCAAGCCAAUACCUGACAUAUUUGUUGAAUUGUGGGGGUGUAAUAGCACUGGCGUAUAUACUGGGGUAGUGGCGAAAGGCAAUGGCGUUGGUACUGCUGCACCAGAGGAGAUCAAGAAUAACGCUCUCCGCGGUGUACAGCCCACUGGUGCAAACGGGACAGCAAGCUUCAUCACAAUCGCACCGGGCCACUAUGUUGGUCGCACCAAUCAUUUGCACACAAUCAUCCACCAUGGCGCUACCAAGCUUCCUAACAACACUAUCCAAGGUGGGACUAUCUCCCACGUGGGCCAAUUCUACAUCGAGCAAGCUAUGAUGCAAACAAUCGAAGCAACGGCUCCUUAUAAUACUAACAAGCAAGCAUGGACAAAGCUUGACAAAGAUAUGCUCUUUAGCGCUGGAAAGGCGGGAGGGGAUGAUCCACUUCUUCAGAUUAAAAUGCUGGGCUCUUCUAUCGAGGAUGGGAUUUACGCUUAUAUAGAUGUUGGUGUCAAUCCAAAGGUAGCUCAAAAGCCUAGCCCGGUAAACAUAUGGGGCCCCAACGGUGGUGUCCCUAACAAGGGGUCCAUGUGGGCUGGAUAUCCUUGGACUAAGAAGAUCAGGUCAACUCUCGGUUUGUAG
Molecule: messenger RNA, 1068 nt
Organism: Glarea lozoyensis ATCC 20868
Lineage: Eukaryota; Fungi; Ascomycota; Leotiomycetes; Helotiales; Helotiaceae
Product: Aromatic compound dioxygenase
Exons: 5
Coding region: 1-1068 (355 amino acids)
Molecular function (GO): oxidoreductase activity, acting on single donors with incorporation of molecular oxygen, incorporation of two atoms of oxygen; iron ion binding
Source: RefSeq, a predicted model, not a curated record